UCUCUCUACAUUACAAUCUCGCAAAUCUCUCCGUCAUUGAUCAGUUUUUUAAAUGCUCUAAAAAAGUUUCUUUUCUUAAGUUUUCUUUAGUUUCUUUGUUCACUAUUUCUACCACCACUUGUCAUACUCAUAUCUCACCAUUGCCAUGCGAUAAGUACAUGAGAGAAAGAGAGAAAGUGAAUAAAAGAUAGCGCGCUAACAAUAUGAUAAGUUUCAUUCUGUGCACAUUGCACAUGUGCUAUUGGAACAUAAGAAAAAUCUUAGAAUGUAUAUGAGGAAAUGUGUAUAUGUGUUGAUCUUGAGAUAACUACUGAUAACUGUCAAAUGAAGGAAAUCGACUGUGCGUCAGAUUAUCACAUUUUUAAUAAAUUUAAAUUGCAAAAUUAUUUUAUCAUAUAUAUCGUAGCCUAAUUAUUUCAUUAGAUACUGUAAAAUUAUGAAUCUGAUUUGAUAUAUCAAUUUAAAAAUAUCAGGGGAUCUCUCAAUUGUAUUAACGCAUUGGAAAAAAUUUCCAUCAUAUUAUUUAACCUCAAUUAUCUGACAUCUGACAUGGUGCUACACAUCCAACAACUAAAAAUCGACAACAUUUGAAAAUAUUAUCUAAAUAAAAGUGUAGUGCACUUAAAAAUAAAAGAAUAAUGUCAAACAUAAGCUUUUACCGUAUAAUUGAGUUAUUAUCAACUGUCAUUGUAUAUCUAUGCCUCAGCAUAAGUAAAACUUUAGACACAAAUUAUGUGCCAAUAUAUUUAUAUUUAUAUACUUUAUAUGAUUCAAUUAUUUGACAUUUCAUUUUCAUUCUAUGUGAAAUUGUUUAUCUUGUAAUAAUACAUAGGAAACAACAAUUCGACGGGAUACCUAAUACACUAUUAGUUCUACAUAAUUAUUUAUCUACAUCUUUUGACUGUGAGAAAUAAAUAUAUAUAUAAUUUUUUCAAAAAUAUUAUAUAUAAAUUUUAUCAAUAUGAGCUUGGAAAGAGGACUAGCAUCCAAAUACAUAUACAUUACAUUUGUAAUUGCAGCUUACUGGAUAGUAUCCAUUUUGACUGUAUUUGUAAAUAAGGCACUUUUAUCCAGUAAAGCUGUAAACUUGGAUGCUCCUCUGUUUGUAACUUGGUUUCAAUGCAUAGUGAGUGUAACUAUCUGCAUUACUUUACGCAAACUGUCACAAUGGUUCCCAAGAUACAUUGAAAUUGCAGAUGGUAGCCCAUUUAGAAAAGACAUUUUGAAAAAGGUACUGCCAUUAUCACUCCUGUUUACUGGAAUGAUAGCAACUAAUAACUUGUGUUUAAAAUAUGUUGGUGUUGCUUUUUAUUAUGUAGGCCGUUCACUAACAACUGUAUUUAAUGUGGUGUUUACCUAUAUCUUACUUGGGCAAACAACAUCUUUCAAAUGCAUAAUAUGCUGUGCAGUAAUUAUCGCUGGGUUUUGGUUGGGUGUAGAUCAGGAGCAUGUAGCAGGUUCUCUAUCCGUUUCUGGAACAUUUUUCGGCGUGCUUGGAUCAUUACUGUUAUCUUUAUAUUCUAUCCGUAUGAAACAGACACUGCCAGUUGUAAAUGACGACAUUUGGUUACUUUCUUAUUAUAACAAUAUGUAUAGUAUUAUUAUCUUUAUUCCUUUAAUGAUAAUUAAUGGUGAACAGACGAUUGUAUAUAAUUAUGAGAAGCUUGGACAUCCUCUUUUUUGGGGUGCUAUGACGAUCGGUGGUAUAUUUGGUUUUGCCAUCGGAUAUUUUACUGCGCUUCAAAUAAAGGUUACAUCUCCUUUAACACAUAACGUUAGUGGUACUGCAAAAGCAUGCGCUCAAACAGUCUUAGCAACUUAUUGGUUCAAAGAAGAAAAAUCAUUUCUUUGGUGGAUAAGUAAUAUCAUUGUGCUUACCGCCAGUGCAUUUUAUGCAAAGAUUAGGCAAUUAGAUUUAAGUAAAGAGUACAAAAUUGAGACACAACAACUUAAGGUGUAACAAUGAUAAUGAGAUAUAAUUUAUUUAUUAUAUAUAUAAAUAUCAUUUUUUACAAUUAUAUGUACAAAUACUUUCUUAAAAACACAGUUAAAAAAAUGCAAAGAGAAAAUAGAGAGCAAUGUGACAUGAAAAA
Molecule: messenger RNA, 2093 nt
Organism: Cataglyphis hispanica
Lineage: Eukaryota; Metazoa; Arthropoda; Insecta; Hymenoptera; Formicidae
Gene: nac
Product: GDP-fucose transporter 1
Exons: 4
Coding region: 962-1960 (332 amino acids)
Biological process (GO): protein O-linked glycosylation via fucose; GDP-fucose import into Golgi lumen
Cellular component (GO): Golgi apparatus
Molecular function (GO): antiporter activity
Source: RefSeq, a predicted model, not a curated record